Molecule: messenger RNA, 651 nt
Organism: Trichomonas vaginalis G3
Lineage: Eukaryota; Parabasalia; Trichomonadida; Trichomonadidae
Product: hydroxyacylglutathione hydrolase gloc family
Exons: 1
Coding region: 1-651 (216 amino acids)
Source: RefSeq, a predicted model, not a curated record
AUGCUUUCUUCUCAAUUUGUUCGUUUUGCGGACAUAAUAUCAGCUCCUCUUGGAGAAUUUAUGACAAAAUGCUAUAUUAUUCGUGAUAAAAAAGAAUGUUUAAUUGUUGAUCCUGCUGAUGAGCCUGAAACAAUUAAUCAUUUUCUAGAUACUAGUUUCAAAGGCUCAAACGUUAAUUUCGUUAGUACAACAGGAAGAAGAGAUCACAUGAAAGCUAUUAAAGCUCUUGCAGACAAGUUUCCUAAUGCAAAAUACUACAUUUCAAAGAAAGAUCAUGAACAAUUCGUUAAAAAUCUAGACAUCAUUGGCGUUACCAAGAAAUUAGACAUCAAAGAUGUAAACGAUGGCGAUAAAAUCAUGGUUGACGAUGAAGAUUUUAAAGUUAUCGAAGUUGGAACACCAACAAGUGGUGGAAUUGCACUCUACAGCUAUGGAUCAGCUGUAGUUAUUACAGGUGAAUCAAUUCCAACAGAAGAUCCUAGAUAUGUUGAUAAAUUAUUGCCUCAUGAAAUCAAAUCCAUUACAGAAAAGAUUUUAACAUUACCAAAUAGAACGAUUAUCAUGUCAUCUCAUGGCCCUGAUUCCAAAGUAAGAACCGAAAAGAAAAGAUUUGGAUAUCGAAUUCCAAAAUCUAAGUUGGCCAAGCAUUAG